Molecule: messenger RNA, 966 nt
Organism: Rangifer tarandus platyrhynchus (Svalbard reindeer)
Lineage: Eukaryota; Metazoa; Chordata; Mammalia; Artiodactyla; Cervidae
Source: the annotation of a GenBank genome assembly
AUGAGCUGUCUGGAUGUUAUGUACCAAGUCUAUGGUCCUCCCCAGCCUUACUUCGCAGCCGCCUACACCCCCUACCACCAGAAACUAGCCUAUUAUUCCAAAAUGCAAGAAGCCCAGGAGUGCAACGCCAGCCCCAGCAACAGCAGCGGCAGCGGCAGCUCCUUCUCCAGCCAAACUCCGGCCAGUAUAAAAGAAGAAGAAAGCAGCCCGGAGAAAGAGCGCCCACCAGAGGCGGAGUACAUCAACUCCCGCUGCGUCCUUUUCACCUAUUUCCAGGGAGACAUCAGCUCCGUUGUAGACGAGCACUUCAGCAGGGCCCUAAGCCAGCCUAGCAGCUAUUCCCCAAGCUGUUCAAGCAGCAAAGCCCCGCGGAGCUCCGGGCCCUGGCGGGACGGCUCCUACCCCAUGAGCCAGCGCAGCUUCCCCGCCUCCUUCUGGAACAGCGCUUACCAGACGCCGGUGCCCGCGCCGCUGGGCAGCCCUCUGGCCGCCGCGCACUCGGAGCUGCCCUUCGCCGCCGCCGCCGCCGCCGACCCCUACUCACCGGCCGCGCUGCACGGCCACCUGCACCAGGGCGCGGCUGAGCCCUGGCACCACGCGCACCCGCACCACGCGCACCCGCACCAUCCGUACGCGCUGGGCGGCGCCCUCGGAGCCCAGGCCGCCGCCUACCCGCGGCCCGCCGCUGUGCACGAGGUCUACGCGCCGCACUUCGACCCGCGCUACGGGCCGCUGCUGAUGCCCGCCGCCUCCGGGCGUCCGGGCCGCCUCGCGCCCGCCCCGGCCCCCGCGCCCGGCAGCCCGCCCUGCGAGCUCUCCGCCAAGGGCGAGCCGGCCAGCGCCGCGUGGGCCGCGCCCGGGGGACCCUUCGCGAGCCCCGCGGGGGACGUGCCCGGGGGUCUGGGCCUCAGCGUGGACUCAGGUUUGCAGCCUCAGGACAAAAGCAAGGAUCUGUACUGGUUUUAG